GUGUGUGUGUGUGUGUGCGAGCUGACAGGUAGAAAGCUGCCGUCUCUCGGUGAGUUGCGGGCAAUGCGGUGAACAGUUUUUAGUAAAUAUUCAGACAUGGUGGUUCACUCCAGCAGCCAGAUGAACCAUGUCCACUGAACUUCGCUGCAGACUUGCAGCUCAGUGGUGAACGUGGGCGAAGAUACCGCAGGAACAAACGGGAAAUCCAGCUGUCAGCUGGCCCGGGAAAACCGAUCACACCACCCGGCUUCCGGGGAUUCAGGGGCCGCAUCGGUUGACGGCAGACGUCGGUCGGCAGCUCGGGGGGAAGAGGGCGAGCAGCCACAUCAUCGCCGACAUCCACCUCUCGGUUUCUUCCACUUUCCGAGAUGUCAAGGAAGCUUCAGAGGACGGAAGUCUGCGCCGACUGCAGUGCGCCAGACCCCGGCUGGACCAGUAUAAACCGAGGGGUCCUGAUCUGUGAUGAAUGCUGUUCAGUUCACCGCAGCUUAGGGCGGCAUAUCUCCAUAGUCAAGCACCUUAGGCACAGUGGAUGGCCUCCAGCACUACUUCAGAUGGUUCAGACCUUGGCCAGUAAUGGAGCCAACUCCAUAUGGGAACACAGUCUCCUGGACCCUGCUCAGGUGCAGAGUGGUCGAAGGAAACCCAACCCCCAGGACAAAGUCCAUCCCACUAAGUCAGAGUUCAUUAGAGCCAAAUACCAGAUGCUGGCCUUUGUGCACAAGCUGCCCUGCCGCGAUGAUGAUGGCGUCACCACCAAGGACCUCAGUAAGCAACUCCACUCCAGUGUGCGAACCGGGAGUUUAGAGACGUGUCUUCGGCUCCUGUCCCUCGGUGCUCAGGCGAACUUCUUCCACCCGGAAAAAGGCACUACCCCGCUCCAUGUAGCAGCCAAGGCAGGCCAGAUCUUGCAGGCCGAGCUCUUAGUGGUGUACGGCGCAGACCCUGGAGCACCUGACAUUAACGGACGUACGCCUAUGGACUAUGCAAGGCAGGCUGGUCAUAUAGAGUUAGCAGAGCGGCUUGUGGAGUGUCAGUAUGAGCUGACAGACAGGCUAGCCUUCUACCUGUGUGGACGGCGUCCAGAUCACAAGAAUGGGCAUUAUAUCAUUCCUCAAAUGGCAGACAGAGCUCGUCCUAAGUGCCCGACACAGAGCCUGGACCUGUCAGAGCUGGCCAAGGCUGCCAAGAAGAAGCUCCAAGCGCUCAAUAAUCGGCUGUUUGAGGAGCUAGCGAUGGAUGUCUACGAUGAGGUGGAUCGCAGAGAAAAUGAUGCAGUGUGGCUUACGACCCAGAACCACAGCACUCUGGUAACAGAACGCAGCGCAGUGCCCUUCCUACCAGUCAAUCCUGAAUACUCUGCCACACGCAACCAGGGCCGUCAGAAGCUGGCCCGGUUCAAUGCUCGGGAGUUUGCCACGCUCAUCAUCGAUAUCCUGAGCGACGCGAAAAGGAGACAGCAGGGAAAAGGUCUCAGCAGCCCUUCUGACCCACUGGACCUGGGUAUUGAUGAUGACCAGCAUGACUAUGACAGCGUAGCAUCUGAUGAAGACACAGACAGUGAGCUGACCACCCAGAACAACAACAACACACAACGCAGCAACCGAGCAAAGAGUAUGGACUCAUCAGACUUGUCAGACGGUCCUAUCACCCUGCAGGAGUAUCUUGAGGUGAAGAAGGCCCUGGCCUCCUCAGAAGCCAAGGUGCAGCAGCUGAUGAAAGUCAACAACAACCUGAGUGAGGAGCUGCGGCGGCUCCAAAAGGAGAUCACACGGAUGCAGACAGAGAACAGUGCCCUGCGGGGGGGCCAGCAGGCUGGGGGGGCAGUCGGCCAUGGGGAAGGGGGCCCUGGUGGAGGAGGAGGAGGCCACUGGCAAGGGGGUGUGAUGCGAGGAGGAAUAAGUGGAGGGGGUCUGGGUGGGUUUGGGCCUGGAGCGGACAGCCCGGGGCUCUCUGUGUCCUCCUCCGUCGCUCCCCACUCCCAUCCCCACCGGAGAGACCGCCAGGCAUUCUCAAUGUACGAGCCAGGGGCGGCCCCCGGCCCUAAGGUCCAUGGCCCCCCAGCCUUGGACUCCCUGGCAGCCCGCCUGCAGCCCCUCAACACACCCAGCGUAAGGAAGGGUAGCACAGGGGGUCCAGUGUCGUAUGGAGGCCAACAUCUGUCUGGAUCUACAGAGAUGGGCAGAUACAUGGUGUCCAAACCAGAGAAGCACGGCAGUGGCACAGACAGUGACUAUGACAACACACAAACAUAUGACCUCUCGCUAAGUAUGGGCCGCAGCAGUGAGGAGGAGGGUGGAGGUGGGGGCGGGGAGACGGGGGAGCCAGACCCCACCCUGCCUUGCACAGAGGACGUCAUACUGAAGACUGAGCAGGUGACCAAGAACAUCCAGGAGCUGCUCAGGGCUGCCCAGGAGUUCAAACACGACAGCUUUGUUCCAUGUUCUGAGAAGAUCCACUCUGCUGUCACUGAGAUGGCCUCACUCUUCCCAAAACGUCCAGCUUUGGAUGCAGUCCACUGCUCCCUCCGCCUGUUGGCCUCCAGUGCCUCGCGGUUGCAGGUGGAGUGCCGUAAGGCGGUGCCCUCGGAGCCUGGGGCCCCUGCAGUGGACUACCAGCUCCUCACUCAGCAGGUCAUCCAAUGCGCCUAUGACAUCGCUAAGGCCGCCAAGCAACUGGUCACCAUCACCACUCGUGAGAAGAAACAGUGACCCAACAAAUGCAUGGAUGGAUAGAUUGAGAGGGAAGAGGAAGAAAGAACAGAUCAAUGCAUGGGUGGGCUGAGAGGGAACAGAGGGGCUUCUAGGAUAUUGAUGAAGACGGAUAAUGUGAUCACACUAAAGAUGGGAGGACGGGGAGUGACCGAGAGAGUGAUGGGCACGACGAGGAAUGGAAAAGAAGAGAGAAGUUUGGAAAAUGCAUGGGAAAGGAAUCGGAUGGAAGCGCUCAAGGUUGAGAUAUAACACGAGGACUGAAAAAGGAGAAAUUCCACAAGUGUGGAAGUGAGAGUGGGGGAGGACGAGCGGGAGGAACUAACAUGGGAACUAGAGUGUGGAGCAACAAUUGGAAUCAGAUUUGUAUAAUAAACUGUUUAACUGUGAUGAGCAUAUGUGAAAUACAGAGGUGGCGAUGUACAGUGAACUGGAUCCUGAGCUGUUAACCGCUUUAUUUAUUCUCACCUGUCCCUCGUCAUCCCUCCCUCCCUGAUCAUGGUUAAGAGGGAGUGGGAGUGAAUGGUGCGAGAGAGGGAGGUCGUCAGAUCAACCACUGCAGCCUGUGACGUACCUUAAACCACUGCCGUCCCGUUGUCCUGUGAGGAGUCAGGACGUUCCUCCUCUGCUUUCCUCUCCCGCCUGCUCCUUUGCCCCUCUCUCUCUCGCCAAUGAAAUCACAAGGCCCCUCUUGUCCCCUGUCCCGUCCCAUACAGGAUGAGCUCCCGCUGCAGAGACGGACCCCCUGGCAUCCAUCUAACGUCACCCUGCUCCACACCCCAAAUACUUUAUCCGAGUUAACUUUUACAGGGGGUUCCUGCUUUCCUCCGAUUUGUCACCCCCAUCUCUCCACAUUGUCGGUGGUACACAUCGUGAUCUGGCAUGUUUGAAUUUCUUUCCUCUUUUUCUUUGUUUGAUUUUUUUUGCAGAUUGGUUUGGUCUGCACCUCUGAGGACAAACCUUACUGACUUACAAAAACAAAACACUUACACUGGAAUAAUUGUGAUUUAUUGUUAUUGUUUAUCAUGCCAAUU
Molecule: messenger RNA, 3745 nt
Organism: Paralichthys olivaceus (Japanese flounder)
Lineage: Eukaryota; Metazoa; Chordata; Actinopteri; Pleuronectiformes; Paralichthyidae
Gene: git1
Product: G protein-coupled receptor kinase interacting ArfGAP 1
Biological process (GO): regulation of ARF protein signal transduction; regulation of G protein-coupled receptor signaling pathway; synaptic vesicle recycling
Cellular component (GO): synapse; neuron projection; cytosol
Molecular function (GO): GTPase activator activity; small GTPase binding
Source: RefSeq, a predicted model, not a curated record